Carassius auratus (goldfish) is the source of this 2275-nucleotide messenger RNA. Its product is annotated as neuronal tyrosine-phosphorylated phosphoinositide-3-kinase adapter 2-like. Gene Ontology annotation, biological process: phosphatidylinositol 3-kinase/protein kinase B signal transduction; neuron projection morphogenesis. The record is from RefSeq and is a predicted model, not a curated record. The transcript has 6 exons. Bases 28 to 2223 code for a protein of 731 amino acids. NCBI's taxonomy places the organism in Eukaryota, Metazoa, Chordata, Actinopteri, Cypriniformes, Cyprinidae.
CAGGCAGUCUCUCUGCUGUGCUGAAGGAUGGAUUUAGGGGAAGACGAGUGCACCCAUUUCCUGCAGUACGUGGAGGACAGUGGUCUGAGGGCGUAUGACGAGCUGGUUAUCCAGAACGCCUCUGACAUCGCUAGGGAGAGCGAUCGCGUCCGCAACCACACACAGUGGACAUACCUCCAGGAGAAAAACCAGAAGAAGAGACGGCAGGAAGAAGCUAUCAAGAGGAUUGGCGAGGAUGUGGCCCGUGUGACAGAAGGAGGGGGUUACGCAGGCAAACACUUUCGUAUGGGCUUCAUGACGAUGCCGGUCCCUCAGGACCGUGUUCCUUCUUCCUGUGGGCCAGGAUUCACCGUACGCUCACAGUCUCUGCACUCGGUGGGAGGGGGAGAGGAGGAGGAAGGGAGUCCCACCUCGAGAAAACAGCCCCCGCCUAAACCCAGACGAGACCCCAACACCAAACUCAGCACCUCCUCUGAGACCGUCAACACUGUGCUCAGCACUGGGAAGAGCGGGACCGAAACAGAGAAGUGUGACGCAUCGAAAUCCUGCAGUGAGGAGUACCGUCGCAUGCCUCCACCCAAACCCAAACGCAACCCCAACACCCAGCUCAGCACAUCCUUUGACGAGUCUUACAUUCAAAAACAUGGCAGCAAAGCUAAGUCAGCCUCUCUCCCGCGUCAACACAAAAAGAAGUCGGCAUCUCAGAAUCAAAGCCCUGCCCCCGACACUGAUGAUGAGGCGGAGCCGGUUUAUAUAGAAAUGGUGGGGAACAUCUUACGAGACUUUAGUCGAAUUGCCGCCGCUAAUGGCGAUGAGGAGGAUGACCAAGGUGAAAGUGUGUAUGAGGAGAUGAAAUAUCCUGCCUUCGACGAUUUAUCUUCAUCUUUAGACCACUUACAGUCACGAUGGGAGCAAUGUCCCACUGCUUUGGUGCCGGAAGUCGAACUAACACGACCCACCACUCCACGUGGUUCACUGUGUGACAUUCCCGCCCCAUUCCCGAAUCUGCUUUCCCAUCGACCUCCUCUAUUAGUAUUUCCACCUGCACCAGCCCAGUGUUCCCCCAACUCUGACGAAUCCCCUCUUACUCCAUUAGAUGUCACCAAACUGCCCAUGUUGGACAAGGUCGGGUAUGGGAAACCUGGUGCAUCCCCAACUAGUGCCGAGCCUGGACCACAGCUGGAGGUGCAGCAGGUGUCUGCUAAACACCACCACCACCACCACCAUCAUCAUCAUCAUCAUAAGAAGUCUGCAGAGACUAAGGAGCAGCAUACAAUCACAGCAUCAGGACGAUCAUCUGCUCCUCCUCUGCCAUCUGCGCUUUAUAAAAGUGGCGGGUCAUCCGCGGCACACGGUUACCCAAGGAGCCACUCCGCCUGCCCGUCCCCUGUCAGUAUGGGUCGUGCAUUAACGCCACUCACCUUGAAGCGCCCCCCGCCGUACGACGCUCUCAUGACCGGGACAAUUCCUCGCAGCGCAUCUGGGGUUCCAUAUGGAUCACGUGAAAGUGGACGGCUCUCGAAUUCCUCCAGUGUGUAUGGAGGGUCCAUGCAAAACGUCUCCACUGCUUCGGGUUCAAGCUCAGGGUCGGGAGGUCGAGGCAGUCGUACACCGACCAGUCCUUUGGAUGAACUCAGCAACUUGUUCUCUUCCGGACGUAACAUGUUGAAGAAAGGUUCUGGAAACCGCAAGAGUAAGGAGUCCGCAGAUGGUGAAAGUAAAGUCAGAAGUGACAGCAGGGAUAGAGCCCAUCGCAGCUCUUCUCCGAAAUCACAGGAUUGGGAAACGCCCACAGGACAAUCAGCCACGCCCACAGCCACGCCCAGUCACUUUGGCCGCUCCUCCAUUAGCCCGACCACCAUGCUUGGAGAAACAAAAGCCGGGUGUAAACUUGGUCGCUCUGCAUCUACAUCAGGAGUCCCAUCCCCUGUGGGAACGCCUCAGAGACAUGCCCCCGAUGCCUCCGCCCAUCCGUGCGGGACUCCGUUCCAGAUGCCCCCAAUGCCCUGGGCAUGUGGGGACAGCACCAUGAUGGAGACGAUCGAGAAGAAACGUCAUCUGUGCAAGGAGAUAAAAGCCAGACAGAGACCUUCAGACAAAGCUCUGUGCAAACAGGACAGCAUGCCCAUCCUGCCCAGCUGGAAGAAGACCAACGGGGGCAAGAAAUUCGGGCCCCCUCCGUAUUCCACCCAAACCACUGUCUUCUGGGACACUGCUAUAUAAAUGGUGACCAGCGAUCUACAGCCAUGGAGACAAAUAUUGGUUGACAGCUAGA